Messenger RNA from Xenopus tropicalis (tropical clawed frog), 5583 nucleotides. It is a transcript of the gene pcdh18, whose product is annotated as protocadherin 18. Lineage: Eukaryota; Metazoa; Chordata; Amphibia; Anura; Pipidae. Gene Ontology annotation, molecular function: calcium ion binding. The record is from RefSeq and is marked provisional. Gene Ontology annotation, cellular component: membrane; plasma membrane. Gene Ontology annotation, biological process: homophilic cell-cell adhesion; cell adhesion.
GCUGAUUGGCUGCCAGCGCUGGAACACAUGCAGAGCCCCCAGCUUUGUCUGAGUUUGAGUGAAGUUGUCCAGAUUUUAGGCUGGAGUCAGCAAUCGGGGGUGUUUAGUCUGCUGCAGAGCAGCGAGAGGGGAGAGGAAAGACUGCGGAUUCAGCAAGACCCCUGCAAUCCAUGGAUACAAACGUGAAUAAACUCCUAAUGUGACUCGUCCGUGUGCGCUCUGAGCUAAUGGGAUUUACUGCGCUGCGCUGGCUCCUCGUAUCCUGCUCCAAUUUGCCGCCUACUGAGAAACUUUUCUCACUCCAUCGCUGAAUAUUGGACCGGUAGCAUUGAGAAAAGAGAAAGGCACGAUUUUAUUCUGCAUUCCCCAGUAUCAAAUGCGGGCUGUGCUGGGGCUGCCUAGAGAAGUUGUGGGAGCUGCGCUUUAAUUCUCUGUAGGGGGGAGAUGGAUCGCUGCUGCAAGUCAAUGGGCUGCUGGGGGAGCGGUACCAGGAACCUUGCCUUGGUGUUUGCCCUGGUUCUGUCGCUGUGUUUGCUCGGAACCUGCAAGAAUUUAAAAUACCGGAUCUACGAGGAGCAGAUGAUCGGCACCGUGGUGGCCAGGCUCUCCGAGGAUGUGGCUGAUGUGCUGUCCAAGUUGCCGAACCCUUCCUCUGUUCGGUUCCGAGCCAUGCAGAGAGGCAGCUCCCCUCUGCUCACCGUGAGGGAGGAUAAUGGGGAGAUCAGCAUUGGGGCCAAGAUCGACCGGGAACAACUGUGCCAGAAGAACUCGAACUGCUCCAUAGAGUUUGAUGUGAUCACCCUCCCGACGCAGCACCUCCAGCUCUUCCAUAUCGAGGUGCAAGUCCUGGACAUUAACGACAACGCACCCCAGUUCUCCAGGGCUCUCAUUCCCAUUGAGAUCUCGGAGAGCGCAGCUGUGGGGACCCGCAUCCCCCUGGACAGCGCCUUUGACCCCGAUGUGGGGGACAAUUCCCUUUUUACCUAUUCACUGUCCCCCAACGCCUACUUUAGCAUUGAGGUAAAGACCAGGACAGAUGGAGCCAAGUACGCCGAGCUGGUGGUGAUCAGGGAGUUGGACAGGGAGCUGCAGUCCAGCUAUGAGCUCCAGCUGACAGCCUAUGAUAACGGGGUGCCCCAAAGGUACGGCUCCUCACUCCUCAAAAUCAGCAUUUCCGACUCCAAUGAUAAUAGCCCAGUGUUUGAGAAGCAGUCCUAUGUUGUUCAGUUACCGGAGAAUUCACCCUUGGGAACCCUACUCAUAGACCUCAAUGCCACCGACCCAGAUGAGGGCGCUAAUGGGAAGGUGGUCUAUUCUUUCAGCAGCCACGUGUCCCCCAAAAUCACAGAAACUUUCAAGAUAGACCCCGAAAGCGGCCAACUCACCCUUAUAAAGCCAGUGGACUAUGAAACGACCAAAUCGUACGAAAUCGAUGUGCAGGCCCAGGACAUGGGUCCCAACUCUAUCCCAGCUCACUGUAAAAUUAUCAUUAAUGUAGUUGAUGUGAAUGAUAACAAACCCGAAAUAAAUAUUAAUCUGAUGUCCACUGGCAAGGAGAUUGCCUACAUCUCGGAGGGUGCGCCCCUGGACACCUUUGUGGCCUUGGUUAGGGUGCAAGACAAAGAUUCAGGACUUAAUGGAGAAAUAGUGGUCAGGCUUCAUGGCCACGGGCAGUUUAAGCUACAAAAGACUUACGAAAACAAUUAUUUGAUUUUAACCAAUUCAACCCUGGAUCGAGAAAAGAGGUCUGAAUACAGCCUGACAGUCAUAGCAGAGGACAGGGGGGUCCCAAGCCUUUCUACUGUGAAGCACUUUGCUGUGCAAAUCAUUGAUGAAAAUGAUAACCCACCCCGCUUUCCAACAAACAGAUAUGAAAUUGUCAUUGUGGAGAACAACUCUCCUGGGGCCCACAUUACCUCAGUUAGGGCCACAGAUCCAGAUCAAGCAGAAAAUGGACAAGUAACCUACACCAUACUGGAAAGCUCUAUUCAGAGUAGUUCAAUUACAACUUAUGUAACUAUUGAUCCAUCUAAUGGGGCCUUAUAUGCCCUUAGAGCCUUUGACCACGAAGAAGUAAACCAAAUAAUGUUUGUUGUGCAGGCAAGGGAUGGUGGUGUCCCCCAACUUACUACAAAUGCCACUGUGAUCCUUACUGUUGUGGAUGAAAAUGACAAUGCCCCAGUGAUUGUAGUCCCUGUCCUGCACAACAACACAGCCGAAAUUACAAUCCCCAAAGAUGCAGAAAUUGGCUAUUUAGUUACCACCAUUAAGGCCACAGAUAGGGACUCAGGAAUGAACUCAGAACUGGACUGCUCUAUUUCAGCAGGCAAUGAGCACAAUAUCUUUAUUAUGGACCCCAGAUCUUGUGAGAUCUACACCAACAUGAGUAUGGACAUUUUCCCAAAUCAGUUAUUGGAUCUUCACAUUACAGUGCAGGACAGGGGAAACCCACCCAGAACAACCAAAGCACACCUUAGAUUCAACAUCUUGGACCUGAUAGAGAUCACUGAAGGAACUCCGGAACCCUACACAAAACAAAGCUCAAUGGAUGUGUCCAUGAUUAUCAUUAUCUCACUGGGGGCUAUAUGUGCUGUGCUUUUGGUCAUCAUGGUAGUCUUUGCGACUAGAUGCAACCGUGAAAAGAAGGACAACAGAUCUUACAACUGCAGGGUGGCAGAGUCAACUUAUCAGAACCAUCCCAAAAGACCAUCCAGGCAGAUCCACAAAGGGGACAUUGCUUUAGUACCCACUCUGAAUGGUACACUGCCUAUCAGAUCCCAUCACAGGUCCUCUCCUUCACCAUCUCCAUCUCUAGAACGUGGGCAGAUGAGUAGCAGGCAAAGCCAACACAGUCGCCAGUCACUGAGCAGCUUAAUGACCAUAUCUUCUAAUCACGUACCAGAAAACUUCUCCCUGGAGUUAACUCAUGCCACCCCAGCUGUGGAGGUAUCCCAGCUACUUUCCAUGCUUCACCAAGGCCAGUAUCAGCCAAGGCCAAGCUUUCGAGGAAACAAAUAUUCCAGGAGUUACAGAUAUGCCCUUCAGGACAUGGAUAAAUUUAGCCUGAAAGACAGUGGUCGUGGAGAUAGUGAAGCUGGAGACAGCGAUUACGAUUUGGGCAGAGAUUCCCCUAUUGACCGACUUCUGGGAGAAGGAUUUAGUGAACUCUUUUUAAUGGAUGGACACAGAAUGCCUCCAGCUAUGAGGCUCUGCACAGAUGAAUGCCGACUUCUAGGACACUCUGACCAGUGCUGGAUGCCCCCACUGCCCUCGCCAUCAUCUGAUUACAGGAGCAACAUGUUCAUUCCUGGAGAGGAGCUCCAGCCCCAGCAGCAACCGCUGCACAAUCAGCAGCAGAUUCAAGCUCAGACCCCUCUCGCUGAGGAAGACAUGCACCCUGUUGAGUCCACAGAGAAGAAAAAGAGCUUUUCAACCUUCGGAAAGGAGUCUCAGGAAGAAGAGUCGGCAGACACAUGCACAUCCUCCCUCCUCAGUGAAAUGAGCAGUGUUUUCCAGCGUCUGUUACCUCCAUCUCUGGAUAACUAUACAGAAUGCAAUGAAGUCGACCGCACAAACUCAUUAGAACGUAGGAAAGGACAAGCCCCAGCUAAGGCUGUGAGUUACCCUCAAGGUGUUGCAACAUGGGCAGCGAACACUCAUUUCCAAAACCCCAACAAUGUUGGGACUCCGCUAGGCAACCAUUCAGGUGCACAGCCAUCUUCUAAGUGGCUUCCAGCAAUGGAAGAGAUCCCAGAGAAUUAUGAGGAAGAUGAGUUUGACAAUGUACUUAACCAUCUCAAUGAUGGCAAACAUGAACUGAUGGAUGCUAGUGAACUGGUGGCAGAGAUUAAUAAACUGCUACAAGAUGUAAGGCAAACCUAAGUGUUUACCAGUCUUAAAUUUUUUUCCAUAUUUAUGGGAAUCUGAAUCAAACACAAUCUUACUAAAAACUUGUUGCAUUUAUAAAAAAAUGUGUUGGUGUAGGUCAAAUAUUGAGAAUCUGUAUUUUCAGAUGUGCACCAAACACGUGUGACUAUCUCUAUCUGUAUUUUAAAAAUACAUUUGUAUCUUAUAUUUAUGUGUUAUUUAAAGAGAAAUAAAUUCUAUUUUUGUAUUUCGUACGGCAUGUUUUGCUACGUGUUAAAACUUUGGACUCUUUGAUAAAAGAUACGCUGGCGCCGUGACCAGUAGGACAACAAAACAGAAAGGAUUUUUUUUUUCCUUUUUGGCUUCUUAAAUGAAUAUUUACAGUACUAGCAAAUGUUGCUCUUUUAUAAAAGAGUAUAAUGUAACAUUUCUAAUCCUUCUCUUGUUAGAACUAAAGCUGUGUCAAAUUGCAUGUGUCAUUGUACAGCACAUCGGAGGGGAAGAACUGUGCUUUUUCUAUUCACUGUUUGAGAUGAAUAUACUCUAAUGUGCCUAUGCAGUGGCAAAAAGAUCAGGGAAGUUUGAUCCCAGUAACCUGCAAAAAAACAGCAUCCAUUAUAUUCAAAGCUCUCAGUCAGUGUCAUUGAAACUUUUGCAUAUGUUGUGCACAAUGGUCCUGCAUUUGUUGGAAGAUGCUGAGAUCUGUAGCUUGGCAACAAUGUGUGUCAUGCAGGUUGCAAUGCCCCACUGUGCACAGAAAUGACUCGAGUUACUAAAUGGCAAUAAGAUAUGAUAGUACUUUUGAAGGUAUAUAAUAUAAUUCACAAUUAAAUACCCAUAAAACCCUCCAUCCUCUCUUCCUUCCUACCUCCCUCCCUUCCUUGCUGACUUUUGAAAAGAAGGACAGGGUAGUACCUGGUAUAAGUAGAUCACUGUUCAAAAUCACCACAAUGGCAGUGCUAGUUGGGUGCCCAAUUAGGGCAGCCAUGGUUGGAGAUCUCAUGAUAUGGACACAACACUUUGGGCUAGUUUGUUAUCACUGGGCAAAUCUGCUCCACUGUAAUAACCCACAGAAACCAAUCAUCAGUUAGCUUUGGUUAGUCUAGUUCAGGUAGAAUAAUGGAAGCAAAUUUCUGAUUGGUUACUAUGGGUUACUGCACUGGGGUGAAAUUUGCCCAUUGUUACCAAAUGAUUGGUUGCCCAUUGACUCUCCUUAAUUAAUAUUAAUAUUUGACAAUUACCCAAAACCAAGUUUAGUUUGUCCUUCAUUUCAAGGUUAAGCCCCAUCUCACUUUAUUAAAGUACUUAUGUAUAAAUUAAAAGAGCUGUGUUUUUAGGAGCUUAAUCAGGGAUGCCUAUCCAGUGGCCCAAGGAGUUUAAUUUCUCAGUAGAUUAGGGGCCACGGGUUUGAAAUCUCUGGGCUAAAGCACUUUUUGAUUGCUGCAAAGAGGCAAUAAAGAUAAGCAAUUAGGCAUAUCACCUCCUCACUACCCCCUUUUAUAUUUAUAUAUAUCACUUGUUAUUAUUUCCUAUGAAUACAGGUUGUACUACAUUUGACCUUUCUUUUAAGUGCAAACUGAACAUACGAAUUGUUCCAAACCACACUAUUAUGGCAAAUACCAUUCAGUUAAUACUUUUUUUCUAUAUUGAUCAAACACUUGUAGAUAUGACUGCCACUUGUUUCACACCGACAAUAAAAUCUUGGAUGUACCCACA